This is a messenger RNA of Penicillium atrosanguineum, 984 nucleotides long. RefSeq lists its product as uncharacterized. Gene Ontology annotation, cellular component: cytosol. The coding region runs from base 1 to 984 and encodes 327 amino acids. The record is from RefSeq and is a predicted model, not a curated record. Gene Ontology annotation, molecular function: NAD binding; hydroxypyruvate reductase [NAD(P)H] activity; glyoxylate reductase (NADPH) activity. Lineage: Eukaryota; Fungi; Ascomycota; Eurotiomycetes; Eurotiales; Aspergillaceae. The transcript has a single exon.
AUGGCUCCAGGUGUUACUGACAGUGGGGAUCAACCCCAAUCCAACAUCGGCGCUCAGUUCAAGCCUACCGUCUACAUCCUUGAUACCUGGAACGAAGAAGCGCUCGCCUACGCGAAGACCCUGUUCAAUGUCAUUCAACUUGGAGACAAGGGAUUCUCCGAGUGGCGUCAAAAUGCCUCAUACCUCCUGCUUCGAGGAUCAUACUUCACCGCAGAUGACGUUGCGAGUUGUCCCAAUUUGAUCGCCAUCGGCAAGCACGGCGUCGGAAUUGACAAGAUCAAUCAAGAUGCUUGUGCCAAGCGUGGAAUUAAGAUUUGCAACACACCUGGUGCAAAUGCACGCGAUGUUGCCGAGCUCGUCCUGGCCCUUACCAUGACGGUCGCCCGAGACAUCCGAUCCAUCACAACUCGCCAGAUGGCCAAGCCAGUUCCCAAGGAGACUUGCAAUGGUCUAACUCUCCACAAAAAAACUCUCGGUAUCAUUGGCAUGGGCAAUAUCGGUCGCACUGUUGCGGAGAUCUUCCGCGGAGCUUUCGAUGUCGAGGUCAUCGCUCACGAUGUCUUCAUGCCUGACAAUGCCUGGCCUCACAUCGAGCACAAGAGAGUCCAAGAUGUUCAGGAGGUUAUUAGGAACGCCGACAUUCUCUCCGUUCAUGUGCCUCUGACAAAUUCAACACGCGAUCUGAUUUCUUACAAUGAGAUUCAAUCAAUGAAGAAGAAUGCGAUCUUGAUCAACGCCGCACGAGGUGGCAUUGUCAACGAGGCCGAUUUGACCAAGGCUCUCGCCGAGGGUCAUCUUUGGGGAGCCGGAUUGGACUGUCACGAACAGGAGCCGCCAAAUGUGGAGAAGUAUGGACCGUUAUGGGAGAACUUGAACGUCGUCAGUACGCCUCAUAUCGGAGCCGCAACGAGGCAGGCACAAUCCGCAAGUGCAUUGGCUGCGGUUAUAAAUUUGUAUGAAUACAUCAUGACUCUUCGCAAGUGA